This is a messenger RNA of Solenopsis invicta (red fire ant), 4053 nucleotides long. RefSeq names its product DIS3-like exonuclease 2. Gene Ontology annotation, cellular component: exosome (RNase complex); P-body. The coding region runs from base 331 to 3126 and encodes 931 amino acids. Gene Ontology annotation, biological process: mRNA catabolic process; miRNA catabolic process. Gene Ontology annotation, molecular function: 3'-5'-RNA exonuclease activity; RNA binding. The record is from RefSeq and is a predicted model, not a curated record. The transcript has 8 exons. NCBI's taxonomy places the organism in Eukaryota, Metazoa, Arthropoda, Insecta, Hymenoptera, Formicidae.
UUCUUCACCUUUCGAUCUUUUGGCACGUCUUAGCCUAACCAAAAUUCCCGUCUUCUGUUCUAACAGAUCAUAUAUUUACCUUUUUUUUUUUUACCUUUCAAUGUGACCCGAAGCAGCGCGUGACCAGCGUAUGACGCAAAAUUUUCAACCAAGUCAAGGAUCUCCGGUUGAUUCGCAGCAGAUCGUUUUUAACUCGCGCAUGAAAAGUACAAGCUUUAUCCGUGACUCUUUUGUAAUCUGUAAUCUGUAAUCUGUUUUUCCCUUCCCGAUUGUGCUCCGUGUGAGAUUCCUCGUGUCAUCGCCGUGUCGACAGCUCUUUCAGUCGCAAUCAUGCCCAGAUGCCAGAGAGACGAUACAUCUGUGAAGAAGGCCGAAGGUAGAGUUCACUGGAAACGUUACGGUAACACGUACAGAGAUGAACGAAAACGCUGCGUGCCGACGGUUUUAACCAGCCUGACGGGUGAAACGUUUGUCGCUCGUUACGACGAACUGGAAGAGCUCAGCACGCGGCUCGCGACUAAUCUCAGGAUCUCCCGGAGCCUUGAGUUCAAAAGGCGACUGAAUACAACAUGGAACGGGAUGGUAGUAGGUAAAAUUGAGGAACAAGAAGCCGUGUCGAGUCUCACUGAUACCGUGCAAGAUGAUACGACGCUUCCCACGCAGCUUGCAAGCGUGCUUCAGGUUUCCCAGAGUUGCAGUUUGAAAGAGAAGCACAGUGCUUCACAGAAAUGUAAAAAUUCUGUGAAAGAGGAAAAGAAAGGCGAUGGAAUCACAACAGUGUCGGCCAAUGUCAAAUGCAGGACUGAGAAUUCAGUUAUGAAUCAGGCCGAUACUCAUGCGCACAAGAGAAGAAACCCAAGAAAAAAAGCAAAAAAUAAAACAGAAACAGAGAACAGAUCAAGUAUAGGAAAUAUAUCGAAAGAAAUCUGUAGCACAGAAAUAAUAAAUACUAGUGGAAAUAACAAGAUAAUGGAAAAACCAAGAAGGAAACUAUUUUCAGAUUAUAUACCUGUAUCAAAAAUGAAGAAAAUUUUAAAAAAACCAUCAGCCAAUGUACAAUAUGUAAAGGGGCACAUCCGUGUGAAUCCUUUUUGUAAAUACUCCUAUUUACGUAUGGAUAAUGAAGAACGUGACCUGCUGAUCAUUGGUAUACCAAAUAGAAAUCGUGCUUUUGAUGGAGAUCUAGUUGUGGCAUGUGUAAACCCUGAAAAACUUUGGCACAGGUGUGCCGAUGGAGAAAUACAGAAGACUGGUAGAGUUGUUUGUAUAUUAGAAAAGGUGCAUUCAAGAAAAGCGGUCGGAUAUUUAAAAAAACAAAAUUCGCUCUUUGUAUUUUUUCCAAGAGAUCAGAGAAUACCCCUGGUUGACAUACUUCCUGAAUCAGUGCCAUCUUUAUAUCAAGAACAACCAGAACUUUACAAGAAUAUAAUGUUUCGUGUUCAGAUUGAUUUCUGGGAACAACUACAUGCAUUUGGGCGAAUUAUUUUGGUAGUAGGUAAAGUUGGUGAAAUAGAUACAGAAUUAAAAGCAAUAAUAUUUGAAAAUAAUUUAGAUAUAUCUCCAUAUCAUGAGAAACUGUUGGAAGGGCUUCCAAAUAGUGAUUACAUUCUAACAGAGGCUGACAUGAAAAAUAGAGAGGACUGGAGACGCGAAUGUAUUUUUACGAUAGAUCCUCCCUCAGCUGUGGAUAUAGAUGACGCUGUUUCCUGUAAAGUCUUGGAUAAUGGGAACUAUGAAAUUGCUGUACAUAUAUCGGACGUCACACACUUCUUAGAAUUUUUCUCUCCAUUAGAUAAAGAAGUUCUCAAACGAGCCACUACCGUUUAUUUGCCACACAUGACUUCUCACAUGCUACCGGAGGACCUGUGUAAAAUUUGUUCUUUACUACCUGGUAAAGAUAGAUUAGCCUUUUCCGUAAUCUGGGAGAUAACGUCAAAUGCCGAAAUUGUGAAGUAUCGUUUCGCGAAGACUGUAAUAAGAUCGUGCUGUCAAAUGUCCUAUGACGCGGCUCAAGCCAUAAUCAACAAUCCAGAGAAGUCCUGGCCUGAAGAUUUUCUCGAUAUAAAAGGAGACUACACGACAUCGUUAUUAUCCGAUAUAGUGAACAAAUUAUUUAAAUUGUCCACUCAGUUGCAAAAAAAACGAUUUGCGCAUGGUGCACUUAGAUUAGAUCAACCGAAAUUACAAAUAUGUUUAGAUCGCACGAUUAGUCAAGAACAUGGAAUUCCAAUACCCGUAAACUAUUAUGUGCACGAAAGAAAUGAUAGUAACAGUCUUAUAGAAGAAUUAAUGCUAUUGGCAAAUAUGACAGUUGCCACGCAAUUGUUCAUUACAAUUCCUAAAACGGCUUUAUUACGUAUUCAUAAAGAGCCAUCCAAGCACUGUAUCAAUACAGUCCAUAAUAUGCUGCAAAUGUAUGGAAUUCACUUGAAUAUAGAAACAGCCGGAGCCUUACAAGCCAGUAUUAAUCGCUAUGAGUCAGAAAAUGGUUUCAUUACAGACAAUUCCAUGAAAUAUAUCAUGGCAGUUAUCAUAAAUCUGUGUUCAAAGUCUAUGACGCGUGCAGAAUAUAUAUGUGCAUCCACCAUUUCGCCUCAUGAUUUAAAACAUUAUGCAUUAAGUGUACCUCUUUAUACGCACUUUACCUCUCCUAUUCGAAGAUACUCAGAUUGUAUAGUUCACCGUUUACUCAGCGCAACGCUUGAAAACAAACCUUUACCAGAAAAAUGGACGGUUAAUUUGUGUUCCAAGAUUGCAACCAAUUGCAAUGUGAAGAAAUAUAGUGCGAAACUAGCUCAAGAACAGAGCACGGAGGUGUUCUUCGCGUACAUGGUAGGUCUCGCAGGUGGCUUUGAAGCGGUAGCUACUGUAAUGUACGUGAAGGAAGAUAGUGUAGAGAUUAUUCUCUGUGAUAUUGGAAUAAAGCUGAAACUAACUCUUAAAGACAUAGAAAACGUUGCUGCAACAAAAUAUUCCGCAGAUCAUGUACCAACUGUAACUGUUAUUUGGAAGGAGCCUCCUAUUGUACAGACAAUCAAUUUGUUUAGCAUGGUGCGUGUACAUAUAAACAAAAUUAGUGAAGAAUUGCGUCUGAAGGCAACUCUUUUACCACCGUUGCAACAAUAGAGAAUUAGAUCAUUUCUAAUUAAUUCUCGUAAUUAACUAUGUAUACGAUUUGAUAAAAUCAUUAUAAUGUAUGACGAAUUGUCCAAUGAUAUUUAAAAAAUUUAUAUAGAAUAUUCAUGUAUUUUUAUACAUGAAAAAUCAUGAAAAUUUGAAGGAUUACAAAUUAUAAUUAGUGAAAAUAUAGAAGACACAUCGUGACGAUCAUCGCUGCACUAGAAUUUAAUAAAAGUAAUUUUAACGUUUUAAUCAUUAAAAGUAAAUAUGCUGCAUGAUGAAUAUUAUUAAAUGCUUUAUAUACUCUAUUAUUAUUAUUAUUAUUAUCACUAUUAAAAAUUGUACAUAAUUAUUAUUAAUAUUAAUUAUUAAUAAUGAUUACGUAUAGUAGUUAUCAUUAGUAAUAAUAAUAAUUAUCAUUAUUAUAUAUAGGAUGCAGUGAUGGAGCUUAGGAAAUUAAAUCUGUACAUACAUAAUCAAAUUUUAGAGACAAAUUUAGACCAGAUAUUGCUUGAAAUUUCACAAAACGUAAUUCUCUAAAAUAAUGACAAUAAACUAUUUUUUUAUAUUGCUUUUACGUUUUUGAUGUCUGAUUAUAAAACAUCAAAAGUUUAUUAAGUGAUUACUAAUUGUAUAUUUUAAAUGAUUUUUAAAUGUAUAUUUUUAAUAAAUAAUGCAAACUUGUAUUGCAAAUAAUAUAUAAGAAUGAUUUGUAAAAAGAAUAUACAUUUUUAUACUAACGCGCAUCAUACUUUUUUAUAAACAAAUAUUAAAAUAUAUAAAUAUGUACUAUGUAUUACAGACAAUAUAUCCAUUUUGUUAUAAAAUAUUGAUUUAUUGUAAAUAUGUUUUAUAUAUACAUGCACAUACCGUAUCAUCGGGUAUCUACAUGUGAUUUGCGCAUAAAUAUUAGAAAUAAUCAAUGCUCAUAAA